CACCUCCCUCAUUGGUGUCAAAACAUUUGAAAGAAACCGGGAAAACUGUGAUUGUUCGCGGUCAAGGCGGCAUUAAUGGAACACAUUCUGGUGCAGCUGUUUGCAUAUUCGAAGACUAUACUUAUACACCACUCAGUGGUAAAAAUGCGAAUAUCACACUCAAAAAACCUCAAGGACUUUGUCGCUUUAUACAAGUCAAUAAGGAUUAUUGUCUUAUUGAUGUUACAGUGCAAGGAAUUUCUCCGGGACGCCAUGGGAUUCACAUCCAUGAGUUGGGUGACAUUUCGGCCGGUCCUUCAAGCACAGGGGAACAUUACAAUCCGGAUAAUGUUGAACACGGGGAUAUCGAAAGCGGUCACGUAGGAGAUUUGGGAAACAUUCAUGUUGAUGAGAAAGGAUGGGGAGAUCUUAUCGUGGAAAGUCGUCGAAUUAAAGUUUGGGAUAUUAUCGGGAGGUCAAUGGUAAUUACACAUGGAGAAGAUGAUGAAGGUAAGGGUGGUAAUGCGCAAAGCAAAAUUGAUGGGAAUUCUGGUCCAGGUUUAAUUGCAGGGAUUAUUGCGCGUAGUGCUGGUGCAUUUGAAAAUAAGAAAAAG
Messenger RNA from Racocetra persica, 593 nucleotides. Lineage: Eukaryota; Fungi; Glomeromycota; Glomeromycetes; Diversisporales; Gigasporaceae. The record is from the annotation of a GenBank genome assembly.